CCAAUUUUCAAAUGUCACAGCUGCGGAAAAAAUAAUUUUAGACGAGUUUACUUUCAAAAUUACUAGUUUAAGUCAUUUUUGCAUUUUUUUUUGUUGGGAAAAAAAGAGUAGCAAAACCCUAUUGAAAUUAGCUAGAUAAAAAAAAAUUCUAGUACAAAAAUUAAAAAAUUGAAUAAAUGGCAAAAUAAUGUCAGCAUCAGGAUCAUCUCUACCUCCGGGUCCUUCGACUCCUGCAAAUGGUUCAGUGAAGUCUGGAUCAGCACAUUCGACGCCACAAGAAGCCCCAGGUACCCCAUCAGGAACAAAAACACCAGGUUCACCAGCACCAGGUUCACCAGGUUCAGCAGCACCUGGUUCACCAGGUGCUCAAACACCGGGUUCACCUCCGCCAGGUGUUUCAACCCCUGGAUCUAAGGCACCGGGUAGUGUAACAUCAGGUACCCAGAUACCAGGCUCUCAGGCGCAGGGCACUCCAUCGUUUGCCCCUCCAUCCGUAGUUUCUCGCCAUUCAUCACAAAAUGCUGCAGCUUCCAGUAAGUUUGCAUGUCAAGGGGGCACUUCAUGUCCUACUUAUCCAUGUCAGGUAUGCUGGUCCCCACCAGUAUGCCAGCAACAAAGAAGUGGCGAUAAUAUUGGCAGUCUGAUAAUAGAUGUCAUUGGGAUUUUGAUAUUCUUCAUUUUCCUGAUGCUGCAGUUUUGGUUCAAGAUAGCCUCCUAUGUCAUUCGUGGCAUUCGGGCGGCGUACUGUGCGGAUAGGGUAGUCCAAAUAGCUCUGGCUCUAGUCGCUUUGCUGGUGUUUGGUUCUUUGCUUGUACAUGUAUUUCUGGGGGGUCGUUGUAUGUCUCGUGACCAAAAACUGAGACAAAAGCAAAUGCAACCGGGUCUUAAAUCGGGAAAAUCCGGAAAAGAAGGUGCUGCUGGUAAAUGUGGUGCAGCGAGUGAAAAAGCGGUGGUCAUCAAGCCUUUGAAGAUAUCAAUCCAACACCCGAGACAGUUUAGAAAUUGUCCCUUGAAUAUAACAAAAACAUUUACGUUGUCGAUAUACGAUCAAAGAAAGAAAAAAAUCUUCGAGACUCAACAAGAUAUAAAGCUUCCGGAAAAUACUAAACCUCCUUUGAUUUUUGCGAUGCAACCCAUCAUUAUAUCUGAGUAUAAUUGAUGGUUACCUAUUCGUAGAUAUUGUUAGUAAUUUUGAAGCUGGAUCAAGUGAAAAUCCUGAGGGAUCAAUAUGAUUGUUAUGUCGACGUAAUCAUAUGAUUAAAAAAUGUUGGUCUCCAAUGAAAAUAUUAAA
This is a messenger RNA of Hermetia illucens (black soldier fly), 1291 nucleotides long. RefSeq lists its product as uncharacterized. Bases 188 to 1159 code for a protein of 323 amino acids. The transcript is spliced from 3 exons. The record is from RefSeq and is a predicted model, not a curated record. Lineage: Eukaryota; Metazoa; Arthropoda; Insecta; Diptera; Stratiomyidae.